Molecule: messenger RNA, 1852 nt
Organism: Gastrolobium bilobum
Lineage: Eukaryota; Viridiplantae; Streptophyta; Magnoliopsida; Fabales; Fabaceae
Product: zinc finger protein JACKDAW-like
Exons: 3
Coding region: 1-1608 (535 amino acids)
Cellular component (GO): nucleus
Molecular function (GO): DNA-binding transcription factor activity
Source: RefSeq, a predicted model, not a curated record
AUGCAAAUGAUGCCCGGUGAUCCCUUUUCUCAAUCCACUUCAAUUGGAGGGUUUUCUCAAGAACAAAACACAAACCCAAACCCUAACCCUAAACCUAAUCCUGUCCCCAAGAAGAAGAGAAAUCUACCAGGAACACCAGAUCCAGAUGCCGAGGUCAUUGCUCUUUCACCAAAGACCCUCAUGGCAACGAACAGAUUCAUCUGUGAAAUAUGCAACAAAGGGUUUCAGAGAGAUCAAAACCUUCAGCUUCAUCGAAGGGGUCACAACCUUCCAUGGAAGCUACGACAGAGGUCCAACAAAGAGGUGAAGAAGAAGGUUUACAUCUGCCCUGAGAAGACUUGCGUUCACCAUGACCCAUCAAGAGCACUCGGUGACCUCACAGGUAUAAAAAAGCACUUCAGCAGAAAGCACGGUGAGAAGAAGUGGAAGUGUGAGAAGUGCUCUAAGAAAUACGCAGUCCAAUCAGAUUGGAAAGCUCACACCAAAACCUGUGGCACUAGAGAAUACAAGUGUGACUGUGGCACCCUCUUCUCCAGGAAGGACAGCUUUAUAACUCAUAGAGCAUUCUGUGAUGCCUUGGCUGAAGAGAGUGCGAGACUCACCUCAGUUGCUACAACAAAUCUAAAUUUCAAGAACGAAGAGGGUAUUACUACUAGUGUGAUGAACAACAACUCAUCACAGGGUGGUUUGGGGCAUGGACUACAAAAUGUAGCUGGCAAUGGAAUUCACCAAUUUGGUCCACAUGGGUCGUUUAGUCUAGAUUUUAAUGGAAUGGGUGCAGAGCAGCAAAUUAGGCCAAGCUUAUCACUAUGGUUGAACCAGGGGAACCCUGGUGUGGGACCAAAUUCUGGGAUUUAUGGUUCAUCAUGCUCUUCAUCAGGUUUGCCUGAGAUUGUGCAAAUGGGUCAUCAGGUUAAUAAUUCCUUGAUUGGCUCUUCUUCAAUAUUGUCUACUUUUGGAGUGCCUGCUACAAAUUCAACAAGUUCAAAUCUUUCACUGUCUUCACUACCUAUUGGGAAAAGGGGAGAAGGUGGAAAUGUAGACUUGGCAUGUGUUUAUUCUGAGGGUCAAAACAAGCAAUCAAGGCCAGCUCCUCCAAUGUCUGCCACUGCACUUCUUCAAAAAGCAGCUCAGAUGGGUUCCACCAGAAGCACCAACCCUUCCAUUUUUAGUGGUAGUUUUGGAGUAAUCACUUCACCUUCCUCCCAAACUACCACUCUCAAUAGUAAUAGUAAUACCAAUAAUAAUAGUAAUAGUAAUAAUAAUAAUAAUAAUAAUAAUAAUGCCUUUCAGAGUAUGAAGCAACCUGAGAAUUUUACUUCGACAACUAGCAAUGCAGCCAUGAUGGGAAGUCCUACUAAUUUUGGCUCAUUGACGCAUUCGUCAAACAGUUUUGAUCAACUUGUGAUGCAAACCAAUGGGCAACAAAGUGAGCCAGUGAAAUUGAAGCUCCAUUCAAACGCUGUGGAACAUAGUUUGACAAGAGAUUUUCUUGGCGUGAGUGGUGGAGGAGGAGGAGCUGGCCAUCAAUUCCUUCCCCAUGAGCUUGCAAAGUUUGCUUCUAUAGGCUCAUCAAUGGGGUUAACCCAGUUCACAGGCAACCAGUGAAGUCGUUUUGAGCCAACCCUUUCAUGUGAUGUGUUAUGAAUCUUUGUAAAAUAACAUCAAACUUGAAUCUUCAUCAAGCUUUUGGUUCGUGUUGGGACCCACUGCAUGUCGGAGAUAACUGAAAGAAAUAGCGAACACCAAGUCAUGCAUGUUCUCCUCAUUGUUGUUGUUGUUGUUGUUGUUUUAUCUUCUGUCUUAACCUUCUUGUUGUUUUUGGCUUCUCAUCUUCUUUGAGAGAAGGGAA